This is a messenger RNA of Labeo rohita (rohu), 7056 nucleotides long. RefSeq names its product synaptic Ras GTPase activating protein 1a (gene syngap1a). Gene Ontology annotation, biological process: regulation of GTPase activity; negative regulation of Ras protein signal transduction. The coding region runs from base 969 to 4625 and encodes 1218 amino acids. The record is from RefSeq and is a predicted model, not a curated record. NCBI's taxonomy places the organism in Eukaryota, Metazoa, Chordata, Actinopteri, Cypriniformes, Cyprinidae. The transcript is spliced from 19 exons.
CACUCCCACCGCUCAUCCUGACAGACGGUUAAAUCUGACAGUUGCUGAAGUUUAAAUGUUUAACGUGACGGUUGCACGUUAAAGACGUUUCAAUUUAAACACCGAGCGACCGUUAUUAGAGGUAGUAGCAGAUCUCUGCUUCAGUCUGUCAGACGCGCGCUGUAGGGCUGCAUGAUUUUUUUUUUUUUUUUCUGUCAGUGUGAGAUGAAGAUGAAGAUGAGGAGGAUGAUGCGCGCGCGGUCCGCCCACGCAGGAUCAUUCCUGGCUCGCGUCUAACCGUCGCGCUUAAUAUCACAUUUAUUUUUCGACGGUGACGAUGAAGACGAUGGUGCGGGAGUAACGGGAUGAAGAUCGCGAGUGAUCGCUCGCACAUCGGCGAUAUGACAAACCCGCCGCGCGAGCGCCAGCCGCAUUCACCGCGGAGCGAACGAUGAGCGCCGGCGGGAAUCUGCGCGUUACCCUGGAAACGGCAGCGGAGCGCCGGAGACUCGAGCGAGCGCGGGCCGAGCGGAGUGCAGCGACAGCCGGACUGAAGACAGAGGAGCAGCCGCCGCAGGACGCGGAGCGCAGCCGGAGUCGCACAGCUGCGGUCUGACCGGAGAGAACCGUGCGCUCGUUACGCGUCAGAUAUCGAUGAACGAGGGCGGAAUUUCGCCGUUUGUGAUGAAGACGGUGAUGAAGAGCACCUCACAUGUCCACAGCAAACUUGACUGCAUCACUGGCUCGUGUGAGGACAGAGUUGGACAGUGAUUCUCCCGCGUGACAGAACUGAUCUGAGGACAGUGAGAAUGACCGAUGACGGAGGGACGCUCUGCCUCUGAACAUUUCAAUGAUAGUUACUGGACCGGACAGACAGACAGAGAGACAGACGGACGGAGAGACGCGCUGAGGCCCGACGCCUCCGGUCUCUCUUCUCCGAGCACGCUCGUGCUCGCAGGAAGAGCUUUGCCACGUCGCGGCAGAGAAGCAUGGAAACUCCGCCCACUGCCCCUACACAGCCAUUCCGACAACCUAGUUUUCUAAGUCGCCGCCUGAAAGGAUCAAUUAAACGAGCAAAAAGCCAACCCAAACUCGACCGCACAGGAAGCUUUCGCCACAUGAUCCUCCCACGAUUCCGCAGUGCUGACCAGGAGAGGACGCGUCUCAUGCAGAGUUUCAAGGAGUCUCACUCGCACGAGUCCCUGCUGUCUCCCAGCAGCGCGGCCGAGGCUCUGGACCUCACGCUGGACGAGGAUGCCAUCAUCAAACCCGUCCACUCCAGCAUCCUCGGGCAGGAGUACUGCUUCGAGGUGACGACUGCAUCGGGCACCAAGUGUUUUGCGUGCCGCUCUGCAGCCGAGAGGGACAAAUGGAUCGAGAACCUGCAGCGAGCCGUCAAACCCAACAAGGAUAACAGUCGUCGUGUUGAUAACGUGCUGAAGCUGUGGAUCAUCGAGGCCCGUGAUCUUCCUCCGAAGAAGCGCUAUUACUGCGAGCUAUGCCUGGACGACAUGCUGUACGCGCGAACCACCAGCAAACCGCGCACCGACACCGUGUUCUGGGGCGAACACUUCGAGUUCAACAACCUGCCGGCCAUACGCAGCCUCAGACUGCACCUGUACAAGGAGACGGACAAGAAGAGACGCAAGGAGAAGAGCACGUACCUGGGUCUGGUCAGCAUCCCGAUCCCCAGUAUAACGGGCCGUCAUUUCGUGGAGCAGUGGUAUCCGGUCAUCCAGCCCAGCGUUCUGGCUAAAGGCGGCGGCGUGGGCAGCGGGAAGAUCAUCAACGCCUCGCUGCGCCUCAAGUCCCGCUACCAGACCAUGAACAUCCUGCCCAUGGAGCUGUACAAGGAGUUCGCCGAGUACGUGACCAACAACUACCGAACGCUGUGCGGCGUCCUGGAGCCGCUGCUGAGCGCCAAGAGCAAGGAGGAGGUGGCGUGCGCGCUGGUGCACAUCCUGCAGAGCACCGGCAAGGCCAAGGACUUCCUGUCUGACAUGGCCAUGUGUGAGGUGGAUCGCUUCAUCGACCGCGAGCAUCUGAUCUUCAGAGAAAACACACUGGCCACCAAAGCCAUCGAGGAGUUCCUGAAGCUCAUCGCGCAUCGCUAUCUCAAAGACACCAUCGGAGAGUUCAUCCGUGCGCUGUACGAGUCGGAGGAGAACUGUGAGGUGGAUCCGAUGCGAACGCCUCCGUCGGUGCUGCCGGACCAUCAGGCAAACCUGCGCAUGUGCUGCGAACUGGCGCUCUGCAAGAUCAUCAACUCGCACUGCGUGUUUCCUCGUGAGCUGAAGGAGGUGUUCGCGUCGUGGCGCGUGCGCUGCGCUGAACGCGGGCGCGAGGACAUCGCCGACCGCCUCAUCAGCUCCUCUCUCUUCCUGCGCUUCCUGUGUCCGGCCAUCAUGUCUCCGUCUCUGUUCAACCUGACGCAGGAGUAUCCGUCCGAACGCACCUCACGAACGCUCACGCUCAUCGCCAAGGUGGUGCAGAGCCUGGCCAGCUUUUCAAAGUUCAGUGGGAAGGAGGACUAUCUGGGCUUCAUGAAUGAGUUUCUGGAGAUGGAGUGGGGCUCCAUGCAGCAGUUCCUGUACGAGAUCUCUAAUCUGGAGUGCGUGAGCAACGCCGGGGCGUUCGAGGGUUACAUCGACCUGGGCCGCGAGCUCUCCAUCCUGCACAGCCUCCUGUGGGAGGUCAUGGCCCAGCUGAGUAAGGACGCCAUACUGAAGCUGGGGCCGUUGCCGCGGUUACUGAACGACAUCAGUGUUGCGCUGAGGAACCCGCAGCUGCACCGUCAGGCCAGUCACCAGCCGCCCGAACGCCACCUGUCCCGCCCCGCGUUCAGCCGCCUCGCCACCAACGACUUCCAGAGCCUCAUGAUGAGAGACCUCAACAGCUCUAUAGAUAUCUCUCGUCUGCCGUCUCCAACGGCCGGUUUGUCCGGCAGCGGCGUUCUCUCUCACCCUGGAAUGGCUGCGUUCUCCGAGCGAGAUCCUCGUGGCAACAAAGACGUGUUCUACGUGACACGCCCACCUCUCGCACGAUCAAGCCCCGCCUACUGCACUAGCAGCUCUGACAUCACUGAACCAGACCCCAAGGUUCUCAGUGUGAAUAAGAGUGUUUCUAUGAUGGACCUGCAGGAUUCUCGCAUUAACAGCGUGUCGAACCUGCAUUCGGUCAACGAUCUGCUGAACUCCUCUCAGGGGUCUCUCGCCGGGCUGGCCGGCUUCGGUCCGCUGGGCGGCGCCCCUCUCAGGGCCGGAGGUCGCGUUUCGGCAGGCUCGGGCGGCUCCAGCAUGUCGGGCGGUUUGCGUCUGAGCCACUCGGGCGGCCUGACGACGGAUUCGCUGUCCCAGCAGCAGCAGCAGCAGGCGGCCGCCAUGCACGUGCCUCUGUCCUUCCAGAACCCUCUGUUCCACCUGGCGUCCGACGGGCCGCAGUACCACACGCCGCCCCACGCCCCCGCCGCCGCCCCACCGCCGCUGCUGCUGGCGCCCGAGCCGGAGAACGGCCACAUGGGCUUCGGCGUGCCGACGUUCGGACACAGCGGCUUCUCCCGCAGCGAGGACCUGUCGGCCCUGCGGACGCAGAACAGCCUGGUGCAGCCCAACAUCGUCCACUCGCACAGCUACAGCGACGACUUCACGCGCCACAACCAGGCCGACUACGCCCGCAGACAGCUCUCGCUGCAGGUGCAGGAGAAUCUUCAGCAGCAGGUUCUGAUGGGCAUCGCCCCGCAGACAGCCACAGGCACCGGGACGCCCGCUUCUCUGGCCACUCCCCCCACCACCAUCCAUCCUGUCCGUCAGGCCUCCAUGGCCCCGCCUCCCCCUCAGCGCAUGAAGCCUCAGCCCUCCCACCAGCUGUCCGUCAGCUCGGCCGUCAACUCCACGCCCCCCAAGACCCGCCCACAGAGCGGGAACCUCCUCCAGUCGCCCGACUCCAGUUUCGGGGGGAGGCAGUUGCCGAGGCAGCAGCUGUCGGUGAAGGAUAGCCCCGCCCCCGGCCUGCCGCAUCAGUCCAGCACGGCCGCGGAGAAUCCCGCCCCUCAGGGCGGAGCUAGUGAGAGCACAGAAAACACACCGAGCAACCAACCAGCAAAACCCGCACAGCAAACCAACCAACAGCACCUGCUCAAACCAACCAUGAACAAACAGGGCUCAAAGUCUCCGUCCACUCUCAAUCCUCCCUCAGCUGCAUCUGAGCGUACGGUGGCCUGGGUGUCCAACAUGCCGCACCUGUCUGCGGACAUCGAGAGUCUGCGUGUGGAUCGUGAGGACUUCAAACUGAAGGAACACUCUAAGAGCAUGGACGAGUCCCGUCUGGACCGGGUGCGCGAGUACGAGGAGGAGAUCCACUCUCUGAAGGAGCGUCUGAUGAUGUCCCACCGUAAGCUGGAGGAGUACGAGCGGCGGCUGCAGUCGCAGGAGCAGCAGACCAGUAAGAUCCUGCUGCAGUACCAGAGCCGGCUGGACGACAGCGAGAGACGCCUGCGGCAGCAGCAGAUGGAGAAAGACUCGCAGAUCAAGGGCAUCAUCAACAGGUUGAUGGUGGUAGAGGAUGAGCUGAGGGGAAGUGGAAUGCCUGACCUCAAAACCAGAAUAUUCACAGAACAGCCGAUUUAUGGUGCCCACUCUGGAACAUGAUUGGCCGGUGCAGGACUAGCGGACAUGUGAUUGGUUGAACCUCAACCCAGGAGUGUCUGAUGAUUGGCUGAGAGAGAAGAGAGAGGCGGAGCCUGAGGAGGACGACCAACUCUACAAACUUUCUCUCUCUCUCUCUCUCUCUCUCUCUCACACACGCUGAGAGUAUAUAUAUGUAUAUAACUGCUAUAUAACUAUAUAUUCCUCAGGUGUGUCUCUCUCUCUCUCUCCUGCUGUCUUUCUCUCUUUCUUCUGAAUUUUUUGAGCCAAAUGGACGACAAUCAGCAUCUUGAGGCCGAAACAAUCACACCGAUAGCACAAAGAAAAUCGUCGCAGACAGACGGACGGAGAGAGAGAGACGACUUUAUUUGCUCUCAUUCUCUUCCCAUCAUCCCCUGCCUCUCUCUCUCUCUCUCUUUACUGCAGGAGUGUGUUUGUGUACGUGAGCGUGUGCGUGCGCGUGCGUGCGUUUGAUCAGUUGCAGCCUCAACUUCCUAAUAAUGACUCAAUAACGAAUCUUGUUUUUUUCAAAUGAUGUUUUGAGGGGCUUGAUUCUUUCUGAGCCAAUCAGACGUCGGCGUGCCGCUCAGAAUCCCGCCCCUUCCUCUCCGUGCCUAAAGAGCUCCAUCGAGAACAACAGGGCAAAAAAAGACUUGACGACGAGUGAGUCGGACACUCGCUUUGUUCCACGAUCACGCGUUUGCUCAUCUCUGACGGAGACGGCCGUGUGACUCGCUCGCUUCGCAUCGUGGACCCAGGGAAGGAAGAGCGGUUGGUGCUUUGCUGUUUUCUGGGUUUUCGGUGGUGGGACGUGGUGCUUUGAUGGUGGAGAGCGAGCGGACGUGUUCGUUUAGUGCUGGUGUGUGUUUGUGCCAAACGCCCGGGUGACGAGGUGACGGGCGUCCGACUAGAGCUAAAAUCAUCCAGCCGCCCACUAAAGCUCUCUUCAGACCCUAGUGAGCCGCCCGUUCCAAUGCUUCACACAUCCCACAAUGCAUUGCGGCAGACGUCAUAUUUUAAGAUGAGAGUCUAAAUGUGUAAAAUACCUAUAUGUUAUUCUUUAAGGACUGGGAAAAUGAUCAUAUACUCCAGGUUUGGUUUAACUUGAAAUUGUGACGAAUAUAUUACUAUUGUACAAUAGAAUAUUACUUCUUAAGGUAAUAAUAAUAUUAAUAAUGAAAUUAUUACAACUUUAUUUUUUAGGAUAUAUCUUUAAUUUUAAAGUUAAAUCUCUAUUUGCAGUAGUUUGUUUACCAAAAAAAUAAAAAUUGUUCAUUUUCAUUUGAUUAUUUUUCAAAAGAUGAAUUGAAUUGUUAGCGUUUUAUGAUUUUUAUUUGAUUACCACCAUUUAAGAUGCUAAAUUUGUAUUAAAUCAUUACCACAGAAUUACAGGGAAAAUUAAACCAUUUCAUAAGGCCCUAUUAUUUUAAAAAUUAAAUCUUUGAAGCUUUAUUAAUUCAGUUGAGUAGACUUCUUUAUUAUUCUAAUUUAAUUAAAUCUUUAAAUGUUUGGAAUCCAAAAAAAUAAAAACAGAAUUUGGAAAAAAAAAAAAAAAAAUUUUGUUAAACUUUUAAUAAAUAGUUGGCAAACUUUGUAAGUUAGAUUAUUUCAAUUAAUUAGACAUGCUUUUUGAUUGCUAAAAAAAUGAAACUAGAAAAAUUAAAACAUUUAAACAAAAAAAAAAAAAAAAAAAAAAAAACAGAGUUACAGAAAUAAAAUAAUUUCAUAAGGGCCUAUUAUUCUUAAAAAAAUUAAAAAAUUGUUAUAUUUUUAAAGUUUUAUGAAUUCAAAUGAUUAGACUUCCUUUUUAAAUUUCACCAUUAAAACAGAAUCCAAAAAUACUGAACAGGAAAAAAUUAAUUAGAAUUUAGGACCAGAUUAAACUGAUGUCACAAGGCCCUAAACUCUUAAAAAUGAUUACAAAUUUAAUUUAAUCAUCAGAGUGCAAUGCAGAAAAAUGACAACAAAAUAUUGAGUUAGCGGAAAAUAAAAUUCUUACAGUGGGACAGAAUGAACACAGAAAAAAUAAAUAAAUUACAGAAAUAAAAUCACACAUUUCAUAAGGCCCUAUUAUUCUUUAAAAAAAUAUAUUAAAAUUAUUAAAUAUUUAAAGUUUUAUAACUUCAAAUUAUUAGACUUGCUUUUUGAUCACUAAAAUUUAAUUUUAGCAUUAAAACAGAAUCCAGGAAAAAAUGAAAAGGACCAGGUUAAACUGAAAACUGAAAAAUGUCAUUUUUACUCAACUUUUUAAAAAAUGAUUACAGUUUUCAUUUAAUCAUUAAAAUGAAAUCCAGACAAAUUAAAAAAAAAAAAAAAAGAUAGAAUUUGGGGAAAAUAAAACUGAUUUUAUAGGGCCCUUUUAUUAAUUUAUUAGACUUAUAAUGGGAAAAAUAAAAACAGAAAAAAUAAAUAAAUUACGGAAAUAAAAAAAAAA